GUUUGUUGGCAGAGAGAAACUCAAACAGAAGCUCAGUUCAGCAGCAGCAGAUCUACGUAGACUUGUAUGGAGAUGUGGAGCUCGGUGCUGCCCCUGCUGGUCGCUGUGAGUCCUGCGGUUCUGUUCCUGCUGCAGCUUCCGGACUACACCUCCACACAGGAAGGAGUCUGGCAGGACUACAAACAUGGCCUCCAAGGCUCUGAGCUGAACGACAAAAAGCAUUUCUGCUCCUGGAAAUGUCUGCUGUUCACUCUGCAGUGGCCGGGAGCGUUCUGUCAGUCUCUGGACGAGGAGACUCUCUGCAGGAUUCCUCAGAGCGUCAACAACUGGACCAUCCACGGCCUGUGGCCUCAGAAGGCCUGGCGUUGCUGCACAUGCUGGCCCAUGUUUGAAUCCGACGUCCAGGAGCUGGAUGCAGAGCUGAAAGAACACUGGCCGUCUUUACUGAAAACACAACCCAGCUUCCACUUCUGGAAACAGGAGUGGGAGAAACACGGAGUGUGUGCAGCGUGUGUUGAAGGGAUGAACUCUCCUCUCAGAUACUUCCAGAUCUGCCUCAAACUACGAGGACAGUUUGAUAUCCACAAGUUGCUGGAGGACGCCGGUAUCACGCCGUCCUGUGAACGACCCUACAAGCUCGUGGAGGUUCAUCAGGUUUUGGCUCCACGUCUGGGAGACAAACAUGAGAUCCAGUGUGUUACAGACAACAAGGGCAGAGAGGUUUGGUUCCAGGUGAAGAUUCCUCUGUCUCACAACCUCACCGUCGGCUGCGAUCACCACGGUGACGCUGACCUUGACCCGGCGACCUGGUCCGGCCCGAGACAGAACUCCUCCCACGGUCACCCCUGCCCCCCAGAGGUCCCGUUCUACUACUUCCCCAUCGACCACCAGGACCCACAGCGGCCCUGCGGCUAACAUCAGCUGAUCACUGAUCAAUAACUACCACCGUUGUUACGACCAGCUCGAGUGAGGGAGGUCCACACAGUAAAGCGUGUUUAAAUCAAACUUUAUUAGUUGAACAAAGCAUACAAAACAUAACUUGAUAGGGUGUGUUGUGUCUUUGUAAUUGAAUGGUGCAAAAGUAAACAAACAAACAGAUGAAAAGGUGUCAGAGUCACGGCUUCACACUGAACACACAGAAUAACAUACCUGUAACAAAAGUGUAACACAUCAAAAAUAAAUACAGUUAAAGGA
Molecule: messenger RNA, 1194 nt
Organism: Anoplopoma fimbria (sablefish)
Lineage: Eukaryota; Metazoa; Chordata; Actinopteri; Perciformes; Anoplopomatidae
Gene: rnaset2l
Product: ribonuclease T2, like
Exons: 9
Coding region: 67-915 (282 amino acids)
Biological process (GO): RNA catabolic process
Cellular component (GO): extracellular region
Molecular function (GO): ribonuclease T2 activity; RNA binding
Source: RefSeq, a predicted model, not a curated record